Dioszegia hungarica is the source of this 1845-nucleotide messenger RNA. RefSeq lists its product as uncharacterized. The record is from RefSeq and is a predicted model, not a curated record. The coding region runs from base 1 to 1845 and encodes 614 amino acids. The transcript has 15 exons. Gene Ontology annotation, biological process: nuclear membrane fusion involved in karyogamy; karyogamy involved in conjugation with cellular fusion. NCBI's taxonomy places the organism in Eukaryota, Fungi, Basidiomycota, Tremellomycetes, Tremellales, Bulleribasidiaceae. Gene Ontology annotation, cellular component: endoplasmic reticulum membrane.
AUGACCUUCCUCAAGAUGACGGCGAGACCGAGAGCUUUGCAUACUCGGAUAGAGGCGGCCGCAACCCAGGUGCUGGUCACCGGCUGGCCAGGAGAGCUGGAGAAGGAGGAUCAGCCGAGCUCGCUGCAACAUACGGACUGUCACUCUGGCGUUGCGGCGAGGAUGAAGGACAAGUGCGGGUUCGAGGGAUCUCGGGCGGCUGCGAUGAACGAGGGAGAGAGGAGCGAUGUGGCGAUAUCCCUUACGAUCUGCUCCAUGUCCUCCGCGCUACAACCUAUCCCAUCCGAAUGCGCCUCAUGGACCGACGGUACCGGCGCACCGAAAGCGAAGGAAGGGGGACUGAGGUGGCUUCGGAGUAGUGGGCCGGCGGCUGCUGAUCCCAAGGUAUCGCGAGCUAUGUGUCUGAGCGCGUUACAUCGGAGCCCUCAAGAUUGGACAGCAUACAACAACUACCUGAGCGAUGCGCUGCAGCUCUGUCAUGCCCUCAAGAGUCAUCACGCAGAGACAAUUACGCAUGAGCUAUACCAGAACGCUACUCAACGCCAGCUUGAGCUCCUGGCGAUCAUCAAGGCAGCAGCGGCUGGUCUCGACGACCGAAGCGCCGAACACGCCGAGACGAUAGCUUACCAGCUCAUAAAAGCCGAAGAGACCGCCACAUACAUCAACGAGCUCGUUGAGAAGAUCCAGCGAGGCUCUGACGAUGCCAGCGCCGCAGUUAGCGAGGUCCGUUCGGCGCUUGGUGAAUUUGUAAUGAGCGGGACGGGGAUCUGGCAGGAGGUCAGGGAGAAAGCUAUGCGGAAUGCGGAUUUGGCAGUUGGGCAGAUGGCGGCGGGGAUGGAGGAAGCUAGGGGAUUACUCGCACAGCAGCUUGCUGUGGAUCUGGAGCUCAUCACGGGACGAUAUGGAUCCGCGAUGGCUCUCCGGACCCACCGUGUAGAGGAGGAACUCGGGUUGUCUCUGGCGUCAGCGAAGGGCGGGAUGGAAGUAGCGAUGAUGGAGAUAGCGAGCCGUAUGAGAGACAAUCAGCUUGCGCUGGAACAAUGGGGCGAUACGAUGUCACUAGCUCAGAUGAAUCUCGCUGGGCUCUCUGACGAUGCUCAUGAUCUUCGCCCGGUCUUGCAUGCUUCCGCACAACAGGCGAUGGCUAUCCAGGACACACAUGCCAAUCUGGCUCGCUCCAUGCAUGAUACCGGUGCGCUCUCCGAAACCAUAUCUCAGAAUCUCGCCUCUGCCUUGUCCGAGAUCAACAGCACGCUCUCGGAUGUACAGAAGUGGAGGAGCCAGGCGGGAAAGGCAAGCCCGUGGUGGCGACCACUGCCCGGCUUCUCCCUCUUCUCCUCCCCGGCACUUCUUGCCUCACCGAAGAUGUCAGGCCUGAUCUCGUCCGACAGCUUGAAGGCUCUGGCGUACACCGCCGACAUUUCGCUCGCCUGGACGUGCGGGGUACUGUACUGGAUCCUUUCUACCGCAGUGUCAUUGAUCGCCUCGGUUCUCGUCAUGGCCUGGCUAUGCACCUCGAGUCUUGUCGCCGGACAGGUCAAGCGACUCUGGAAGCUGGCGAACGAGAUGGUGGAGACUGGCGAUGACGACGUCGAGAAUGCAAGCAGAGCAAAGCACACCCCUCGGACUCCCCCCACACGCCUCUCAUCUAUCGCGCCUCCCGCUUACGACUCUCCCGACAUCAAGCCGUCCGCUGCCAACGCGCUCGACCUGGACCUUGAUACGGUACAGGAGGAUAGCCUGGAGAAGGUCAGGGAUAUCAUGUUGAAGCGGUCGUAUGGGAAUUUGAGGCGCAGCAUGGGGGAACGGAGAGGGCGAAGGGCAGUUUCAGCUCCUCCUAUGUAG